Aureobasidium vineae is the source of this 1266-nucleotide messenger RNA. NCBI's taxonomy places the organism in Eukaryota, Fungi, Ascomycota, Dothideomycetes, Dothideales, Saccotheciaceae. The record is from the annotation of a GenBank genome assembly.
AUGGGCCAAUACGACAGAAAAGCCCAAUCGCAACGAAAACACGGCCCCAUCCUCAGCAGCAGCACCUCCAAAGCCCCCUCCCGUCCUCCACCAAUCGCAAAACCAGAAUGGCGAGGGAAGUGGCUANCACCAAAAGCAAAGCCAAAACCCCAUCUAGAUGCACCUAAAACCCAGCCUCUUCCUCAAGACCAAUUGUUGCCUGUAGAAUUACAGCAAUUGUGUUUGAAUAUCUUGAAAGAUGCUCUUGGGGAAAAGUUGAUGGAUUUUGAGGAAAUGAAGGGGUUGUUGAGGGAAGUUAACGAGGCUGUUUUGGAAGGAGAGUGGGAGAAGGCGUUGGGGGUAGAGGAGAAGAGGGAGGCGUAUGCUGUGAGGUGGAGUCCGAGUCGGGCACUGGCAUAUGCGAAUGUGUUGGCUUCGUUGUGUGAGCAAAGGCCUGAAGAUGACUGGAUUUCUCGCAUAUCCAAUGCUUCAUCGAGUAACACGGCAAAAGCCAUCUGUUUUGGCGGAGGCGCUGCAGAGAUCAUGGCAUUUGCGGGAUUGCUUCGACAUUUACGACCUACGGCUUCUGGAAAACAGCAGCAAGAGCUUGAUGCUUUGACUUCGGAUUCUGCUCCCGAAAACAUCACUUCAUUACUGGAUGUCACACUCGUUGACUCUGCAGACUGGUCUUCUGUACUCGACAAACUAGUCAAGGCAACAACCACCCCACCACCACUUUCAAAAUACGCAUCCGCAUCUGCCAGAGCAGCAAACACAGCUCUUCUCGCCCCCUCCACCCUCUCCCUCAACUUUGCCCACCACGACAUCUUCACCCUCAAAACGCCCCAAGUCAAAGAAAUGCUCGGAGAACAACCAGUCCUAUGCACUUUCUUCCUAACCCUGGCAAAUCUCUACGACACCUCCAUCCCCAAAACCACAGCUUUCCUCUACAGACUCGAUUCGUUGUUGCCUAGCGGCAGUGUGGUGCUUGUCAUCGAUUCGAUCGGCGCCAGCACUUUUACUCCAAUUCCUGAUUCCGAGGAGGUUACCGAGUAUAGUGUUUCUUGGCUACUAUCUCGCGUGUUACUGGGCAAACCACAAGAACCCGUCAACACGCAAGGAAAAGGCAAANAAGCAAUCGAGGAAGAAGAAGCAAAGAUCCCUGAACAGCGAUGGGAGAGAAUCGUCAAUGAGGAGAUGAAAAUCAAUAGAUUGGAUGAAAAGUUGAGGUACCCGGGAAGUCUGGAGAAUGUAAAGUAUCAGGUUUUGGCGUAUAGGAGGCGGUGA